This is a messenger RNA of Alligator mississippiensis (American alligator), 1122 nucleotides long. It is a transcript of the gene PLN, whose product is annotated as phospholamban. The transcript has 3 exons. Bases 48 to 410 code for a protein of 120 amino acids. Gene Ontology annotation, biological process: negative regulation of calcium ion import into sarcoplasmic reticulum; negative regulation of heart rate; negative regulation of ATPase-coupled calcium transmembrane transporter activity. The record is from RefSeq and is a predicted model, not a curated record. NCBI's taxonomy places the organism in Eukaryota, Metazoa, Chordata, Crocodylia, Alligatoridae. Gene Ontology annotation, cellular component: membrane; sarcoplasmic reticulum. Gene Ontology annotation, molecular function: ATPase inhibitor activity.
AGACUGUAUCGCAACCAAUCACAACUUCUGAAUUCCUGCAUGACAUCAUGAGCCCGGCCUCUGAAACUUUUGUUAUUUUUUCUCCACCUACUUCAAUUGUUCCCACAAACUUGGUGACAGACUCGGACAAGUUGCCAGAGAUCUCCAGACAAUUUCCCACAACUCAGAGCACACAAUUCUAUAAUUCACUAAUAAUCAACAACAGAGGUGGGCGACAACAGUCAUGGAGGAUUAAGGCAGAAGAAGCUGAACCAGCGGAAACUGCAAUCAAGAGUCAGUUGCAAGCACAAGAGGGCAGACCUGUGAAGAGCAUGGAUCUUGCUAACAACCGAGGACUCAACUUGCUACUCAAUUUCUUGCUUAUUGUCAUGGUGCUGGUGCUUGUGUUUAUUCUUGUGAAACUCAUGUGAACCCACGUACAAUCGCAUGUUCCUGAAAUGAUAACUUAGCACUUCAAAGUAUCUGAACUUAAUAUGCAACGCUGUACAGACAGAGAAAUGUCUAACAGGAUACAACCAACACACAUUCAAAUAUCUAUCUUCCAGCAAAAACAGAUCUUAAAAGAUAAGCAUAAUGAUCUAUCUGCCAUUAGAAAGAGAGAGUGAAUAGUUCCUUGCUGGCUACGAAAGGAAACCGUAUCUAGGCUGACACCAAUCUUGUCACUGGUACAGAACAUUUACUUUAAAUAUCUAUAAAACAGACUGCAGCUUUUCAGGAGUAUAAUCUUUGCAAAGAGGACUGCAGAAAUAGGGAAUCUCCACAGAUCAGCUUCUAUGCAGAAUGUGAAACACAGACAAGCCAGAAGGGCAGAAAACAUGACUAAAGAAAUUGACAGCCAGUUUCAAGUAACUUCUGGAAAGGGAAACAAAAAUAAGGUAGGUAUUCCCUAAAGAAGGAAUACCUACCAAGCAGUUACAGGAUUUGACAAGCAAAUAAAGUUCAAAUAUGAAAGCAUAGUGUAGCUUUUUAGGAGAUGUACCAUCCACCGCACCGUCUAAGAAGUGAGAAGCCAUUGCUAUUAUGCAUCAGUAUUCAAAGCAGUUAGAAAUUCACCAAAUGGUGAGCUUGACAUUUUGAGCAGACAAUUAAUUACAAGAGAUUGUAAAACAGGCUACUAUCAAG